Messenger RNA from Bombyx mandarina (wild silkworm), 3759 nucleotides. RefSeq names its product aminopeptidase N. The record is from RefSeq and is a predicted model, not a curated record. Gene Ontology annotation, biological process: proteolysis; peptide catabolic process. Gene Ontology annotation, molecular function: zinc ion binding; peptide binding; metalloaminopeptidase activity. Gene Ontology annotation, cellular component: cytoplasm; membrane. NCBI's taxonomy places the organism in Eukaryota, Metazoa, Arthropoda, Insecta, Lepidoptera, Bombycidae.
GUCGUCAGUCAUAGUGUGGACGUGGUCCGGAGUGAACGCACGUACAAUGGCGUGCUUGCAUUUUAUUUUAUUGUUGUCCUGUGCGCUGCUGUCCACGGGCGAAUACCUGCUGCCCGGCGAUGUGGUGCCGACAUUCUAUGACGUGCUCCUCAUUUACGACGUGGAUCCGGCGACGAACUUCAGCUACUUCGGCCGUGUCGACAUUAAAUUAAACAUCCUCAAACCGACCUCAAAGAUCGUGCUCCACGCGCAAGGCUUCAGCAUACCGGAAGAGGAAGUGACCCUGACAGGGCCCAAGGAGGUGGCAGUUGACAAUGUCAAACUGAACGACACGUUCAAUUUAUUGACACUGUCGCUGAGUCAGCAGUUGGAUGAAGGCGACAACUACGUGCUGCGAAUACCUUUCUACGGCAAUCUGCAGCAAGAUCUGGAUGGGACCUACAUCAGUAAAUACGUCGAUAAGAAAACAAAGAAAAAUGAAUAUUUGGUGACGACGCAGUUCGAGGCGAUAUCAGCUAGAAAAGGUUUCCCGUGCUUUGACGAACCGAUGUACAAGGCGCCCUUCAAGAUAUCCAUCGGCCAUCACAUCAAUUAUGUUGCCGUUUCCAACAUGCCUCUAGUGUCGACGGAUAAUUAUAAUGUCCUGGAGGAAACGUGGCCUUGGAAAACUAUCGGACAAAAGUUCAAUAAAGCCGUUUACGAUUUCGUCUGGGACCACUUCGACGUGUCCCUGUCAAUGUCAACGUAUCUCGUCGCUUACGUCAUUUCGAAGUUCACAUACGAGGAGAGCCCGCCCGAGCUGUCCGACACUAAGUUCAGAAUCUGGGCUAACAAGGACACUAUUGACCAGGCCGCCUACGCCAAGUCGAUAGCACCAAAAGUGCUGACACACUUCGAGAAGUGGUUCGACGUGAAGUACCCGCUGCCUAAACAGGACAUGAUCGCCAUUCCGGACUUCGCGGCCGGCGCCAUGGAGAACUGGGGCCUCAUAACCUACAGGGAGACCACCUUGCUCUACGAUAAGAAGCACUCCUCGUUCUUGAACAAGGAAAGAGUAGCAGAGGUGAUAGCGCACGAGCUGGCCCACCAGUGGUUCGGGAACCUGGUCACGAUGAAGUGGUGGUCCGACCUGUGGCUGAACGAGGGGUUCGCGACGUACGCGGCGUCCGUGGGCGUGGCGGCCGUGGAGCCCACGUGGCGCGCGGACAACAACUACGCCGUCGACAACAUGCUGGCCGUGCUCAACCUCGACGCCUUGGAGUCUUCGCACCCUGUUUCGGUCACAAUAGACGAUCCAAAGCGCAUCUUUGAGAUAUUCGAUGAGAUCUCGUACAAGAAGGGCUCCACCCUCAUCAGGAUGAUGGUCAUGUUCCUCGGAGAAGACGUCUUCAGGAAAGCCAUUAAAAAUUACCUCGUGAAGUACACGUUGAAGAACGCCGAACAAGAUGACCUGUGGCACGAGCUCACUGAAGAGAGUAAGAGGCAGGGAGGGAUCGCGAACAACGUGACCAUCAAGGAGAUAAUGGACACGUGGACCACGCAAACCGGAUACCCGAUCCUGACCGUCACCAGGGAUUAUAUAGACAAGUCUGUCAGCGUCACUCAGCGGCGGUACUUGUCGCUGGGGGCGCGCGCGGCGUCGCACCGCUCGUGGUGGGUGCCACUGCGCGUGGCGGCCGCGGGCGAGCAGCCCGAGCCCUCGCUGCACUGGCUCGCGACGCACCAGGGCCUGGACGAGCCCUACCGCUUCCCGCACGACGCAGAGCCCACCGACUGGAUGCUCUUCAAUCCCGAUAUGAUCGCACCUUAUCGCGUCAAUUAUGAUGCUCGUAACUGGGAACUUCUUUCGGAGACACUGCUCAGCGACAAGUACGAUGAGAUCCCAGUACUGGGCAGAGUGCAACUGAUAUCGGACGCCUUCGCUCUGGCGGCCACCAACAGACUCAACUAUUCCACUACACUGAUUCUUGCAAGCUACCUCCAGAGAGAGAGGGAGUACCUGCCUCUGUCGACAGCGCUGAGAGGGUUGGCCAAGAUUGAGAACCUCUUGAAGCGCAGCGGAGACUACAGCGCCUUCCAGAGCUACAUCAGGCAUCUGGUGCAGAACUCGUAUCGAAGGGCUGGAGGCCUCUCCGUCAAGCGUAUCGUUAAUGGCGACGAUCUGAACAGCGUAAAACUGCAGGUGUUGACCAGCGGCUGGGCCUGUCGCGCGCUGAUACCGGGCUGCGAGGAAAACGCCAUGGAGCUGUUCCAAAUGUGGAUGAACACUUCCAAUCCGGAUGAAAAUAAUCCGAUCCCGCUGGACCUGCGGCGCACGGUGUGGUGCGCGGGCGCGGCGCGCGGCGGCGAGCGCGAGUGGCGCUUCCUCACGCUGCGGCUGCAGGCCGCGCGCGUGGCCGCCGCCCGCGACGCCAUGCUCGCCGCCAUGGCCUGCACCAGGCAGGUCUGGCUGCUCAACCAGUUCCUCGAAUGGGCGGUGUCGGAAAACUCCCCGGUGCGCAAGCAGGACGCGGCCGCCGUGGUCGGUAACGUGGCCCGCACGCCGGUCGGCUACUACGUCGCGCGGGAGUUCUUCUACAACCGAAUCGAUGAUCUGUUUAAAACUUUCAACGGUCAGAGCCGCCGCUUCGGUUACAUCAUCAAGACUCUGCUGGACCAGUUCACGACUCAGAGAGAAUUGGACGAGUUUCUCAUUUUCCACGACAAGAACCCCAAAUAUUUCGAGGAGACGAAGCUGGCCGUCGUUCAAGCGAUUGAGAAAGCCAAAGUGAACAUCGACUGGGUCGACCAAAACAAAGAUUUAGUUGUACGGGAAAUGCGGAAAGCGGUUAUGUACAUGAAUAACAAUACUCAGUAAACUAUCAGUAUAUUUUUUUUGUUUUUUUAAUUCACGCGAUUCGUGUAAAUAAAACGGGAUUUCGCGCCAAAAACUUUAUUACAAUUUUAUAGUCUGUAGGUUUGGUUCAUAGAUUAUACACUAAUGUUGGCUCUAGACAAAGACAUCGCGGCGGUACGGUCGGAACGUCGCCAUUUGAAAAUGUAAACUGUAUAUUAAUUUUUGUGAACGAACGUUCCGUUUUAUUUGAAAACAAUUGCCUAAAGUAAAAUCGUAGUACUUAUUUAUUUUAUUGAGAGCUUAAAGCAUAUAAUCCCAAAACGUAGUCAGGGUUGAGUGUGUACAAAAAUGUGCGAAUUGAUGAGAAGGAUCCUAGAGUUGAUCACUGCGUGAGCAAUUAAGCUCUGAGGAGAGUCUUACAUAGACAAUAAAGCAUAGUACUAGAGGUUCACUGCGCCUUAAUUUGAAAUAGUGAUGUGACGAAAACAAAAUUGGGAGCAUUUGGUGUAAAUAUGCAAACGAAAAGAGAUUGUUGUGGAAUAAUAAUGUCGGAUUACAUUACUAUUCACGUCUCAAUAUUUGAUCGAUUCCUGAUCGAUUUGACUUUACAAUGACAUUUCUCAUUUCGAUUGCAUUCUUUUUGUAGUGUAGAUAAUAAUUAUUAUUUAGUGCGUUGUUGUAGAGCGAUGUGAUUAUUUUUUUUAAACGAUUUUUUUUAAUAUUGCUUUGACUAAAGUGAAAAUUGUGAUAGUAAAUACAAAAUACUAAAUUUAAUUUUUUAAUUGCUCGCAGAAAAAAGUCUAAGGUUUAUCAUGUCUGUGUGUAAUGAUUAGGGUUUGUUUUAUUUAAUAAUUGAUAACAAUUAAUUUUGUGUAGAUGAGUGAAUAAUGUGAAUUGUUUUAAUAUUCAUGAAAUUAUAUUUU